Plasmodium relictum is the source of this 2091-nucleotide messenger RNA. RefSeq names its product conserved Plasmodium protein, unknown function. Bases 1 to 2091 code for a protein of 696 amino acids. The transcript has a single exon. Lineage: Eukaryota; Apicomplexa; Aconoidasida; Haemosporida; Plasmodiidae. Gene Ontology annotation, molecular function: calcium ion binding. The record is from RefSeq and is a predicted model, not a curated record.
AUGGCAACAAAAAAAAAAGAAAGAUAUCAUAAAACGGGAAAGUCAAACAGAAAAAAUUAUUUUAAUUUAUCUGACUAUGAAAAUUCUAUUAAUAUUUUAAAAGUUUUUGACAAUGGUAAAUAUACUAGCAAUAUUAAUGCUUUAAAAGAUAAUGAAUUGGAAAUAAACUUUGAAGUUAAUAAGUCCUAUAGUGAUGAAGAAAAAAAUAGAAAUAUAAAAUUUCGUAAAAGUUUAUUUUCUGAAAUAAAUAAAGCCAGCAAAGAAAGAUUACAAAAACUCAAUAUUGAGAAAGAUAAAAUAAAAUGGAAUAAUAUAGAAUUAAUUGAACUUCAUAAAAAAAAAGAAAAUGAUGAAAAUUAUAUUUAUUCUAAGGGAGAUCCUUGUAAAUUUAAAAAAAAUAAAUGUAAAAAAAAAAUAGAUGUAAGUAACUUAAAUAAUGAACAUAAAAUAAAAGAAAAAGUAAAUAAAGAGUAUAAUGCAAGUGAGCUAUGGAAUUAUUUAAACUUUAUACACAAGUCAGAAGACAGUAGAUUAAAAUACAAAAUAGAAGAAAUAAUUGAAAAAAAAAAUAGAAAAGAUGAAGAAAAGAAUACUAGCAAAAAACAUAUAUUUAAUGAAAUAAAUGAUAAAAGUUUAAAAAAAGAAAAGAAAUUUAAUUAUGAUGAAUACAAAAAUAUUAUUAAAUAUAUAUUACCAAGUAUGGCUAAUGGUAAAAUAAAAUAUUCAUGGCUUGUUUUAAAAAAUAAUUUAAAAUGCCAGAAUGAAGAAAUAAAUUAUAAUGAGUUUUUUAAUUUCAUAAAUGAAAAAUGUGGGAAUGAUGAAAGUGAAUAUGUAAAUAAAAUUGUAUGCAGUAAAUUAAAAAAUAAAAUAUUAAAACAUAAUUUUACCCCUUCCGAUGUUCAACUGAAAACAAUUAAUUAUGUUGAUAAUAUUAGGUCUAAAGCAUCAGAAUUUUCUCGAGAUUUUAAGGAAUUAAUAACAGAAAAAGAAUUGGAAGAUUUAUUUAAAGAUAAAGAAAAAAUAAAAAAAGAAGAAUUAGAGAAGCAUAUUAUAGAUAUUAUUGGCAAAAAAACGAAGGAUACAAAGUAUAAAGAAAUAGAUAAAACAAUUUCAAAUAAAGAGGAACUAAAAGAAUUAGAAAAAAAAAAUUUUAAGAGAAAAGAAGGUUUAACAAAUUUUAAUAUAAAAGCAUAUAUCUCUACUUUAUUAACAAAUAAAAAUGAUGAAGUAUUUGUAAAACAUUUCAUAGAAAAUUUGAAUAUUGAUUAUGAUUCAUUAAAUAAUAAAAAUAUAAAUAUAAAAGAUGCUUAUGAUUUUUAUUCAAGAAAUAUUCCCCCUACAGAAAAUAUUGAUGAAUCUUACACUAACGAAUUAAAUGAAGAAGAAAUAAAAAGAGCUAAAUUUUUAAUUGAAGAAAUAGAUUAUUCAGUUCGAAAUAACUUUAAGCCAAAUUACGUAAGCGCAAACUCUGAUAAAAAAGAUUCUAAAAAAUCCUAUUUAUCACUUUAUGAAAUUUUUAAACAUUUAGAUAUAGAUAAAGAUAGUUAUAUAACUAGAGAGGAUUUAGAUAAAUGUUUCAACAAAUUGAAAAUGAAAAAUGUAAAUAAUAAAGAUGUAAAUAUACUUUUAAAAUAUAUAGAUACACAAAGAAAAGGAUAUAUAAACAUAAAUGAUUUUUUAAGAAAUUAUCAAAUUGAAGAAAAAUCAAUGAUAAAUUGGAUAAAAAACACAAACAAACCUUAUUUUGAAUUUAUAAAAAAUUUAAAGCAAACAAGUAGCCGCGAAAGAUGUAUUAGUGAAAAUAUUCUAAAUAAUAAAAAUGCUACUAAUGCUAAAAAAUAUGAAGAUGUAGUAAAUAGUUACAACUUAGAAUUAGAUAAAUAUUGCCCUUCAUAUGUCAUAAGAGAAAGAAUUCGUGAUAAUUUCAUGGCAAAAAAAGAAGAUUUCUUGGAUAAGCACAUAAAAGCUGCUAGAUUUCAUUUAACAGGAUAUAAAAAUACAAGCAAUUUAACAGAGCCAGUGCAAAAUUCAGACUUAUAUAUGAAUGAUUCUUUAAGGUUUAGAACGACUUACAAUUUAAACUAUACUUAA